This is a messenger RNA of Peromyscus leucopus (white-footed mouse), 4902 nucleotides long. RefSeq names its product alanyl aminopeptidase, membrane (gene Anpep). Gene Ontology annotation, biological process: peptide catabolic process; proteolysis. The transcript is spliced from 21 exons. The record is from RefSeq and is a predicted model, not a curated record. Lineage: Eukaryota; Metazoa; Chordata; Mammalia; Rodentia; Cricetidae. Gene Ontology annotation, cellular component: cytoplasm. The coding region runs from base 1553 to 4504 and encodes 983 amino acids. Gene Ontology annotation, molecular function: zinc ion binding; peptide binding; metalloaminopeptidase activity.
GUAUCCUAAACAGUGUUCGGUGGUUGAGACCUGCCAGGUGGGGUCCGGGCUCCCACCCCCGCAAAGGGAAUCAGUAAAGGGAAGGGGAAAGCCUUGCUCCCCUGCAGAAAGAGCCCCCACGGAGGCACCCCAAAUCAGGCAGGACAGAUCGUUAGUCUCCCCAGCAGUGGCAGCAGCUGUGCGGGGUGGUCUCAGGCUGCCUUGAUACCUCAGUUUUCAUCUGAGGCAUGAGGUGAGCCGUAGCUCAGAAGAAAAAGAAACAACACAGGAUGUCAGGCUCCUUACGGCUCACCAGGCUGAAUAACAUGAACUGGUUUUGAGAAAAAUGUAAAUGAGCUACUGGAUGAUGGCAAAGGUGGAUUCUGUGAGCAGUCUCAGAGCCCAGGAUGGCGUGUGCUGAGUCGAGGGCGGAACCACCCCCCAAAUCAAGGGUCUGACUUUGGAGAGCGCCUUAGCUGUCGUCUGUCAUUUCUGUGGUGGUGAGGUGCAGGCUGUCUGCCUGUGUUUCGCUCGUGCUGGCUUGGCGCGGAGGCUGAUACAACCACGGUCUUUUCGUAAGCCAUGUGAUAAAGAUGAGAACUGCAGACUGAAGAAGUGUGUCGCUAAGGGGGCGCGACAAGGUUGUAGUGUCUGAGCUCGGCUUUGAAGUAUAAAUAAGGAGAGGAAAGGUAUGCCUGGCCACUGGGACCAGAAGAACAACGGCAGAGAGUCCAGAACCAGGUUUUCACAGUCACCCAAGCCUCGCGAGAGAGGAGCAGCCAGGAGGUCAAGUUCAGGGAUGGUCUUGAGGUCUCUGAAGGCAGUGAGGGACAUCUCAUCCACACACCCAGGAAGAUACCCGCCCCCACGCUGGCGGGGCAGGGUCACGAGAAGCCCCCAGCCUGCCGGGGUAUGGGGAGACCUGUGCCAAGGCAGGGGCUAUGGUGAGGGACCUUUCUUAGAGUCCCCCAAAGGUGAGGGGCCGCAGAGCCCACCCACACACCCCUAGCUUGGGUUGGUGCCAUUCCUGGAGCCGAGCCAAAUCUAGACACCAGGGCCCCUUUGCAGAGGAACCCAGAUUUUGGCCAGCUGGCCCAUGGUCCACAUCCAAAGCAAACAGGAAGAGGCUGAAGAGGGCCAGGCAGAACCUAGCUCUUUGUUUGGAGACGGGAUUAGCCGAAUGGAUUUAUGGGUCUGCCUGCUGUUCAGGUAGAUCGGUGUCACCUGCCUUCCCCUCUGCCCUCUGGGUGCCAAGCCUGCGGCCUGCCCUUCAGCCACAGUCCCGCCUGAUCCCCGCACCGUCCAGGCCACCUGCAGCCUGUAACCAGACACUGUUUGCUCCCAGCAGGCACCCCCCCCCCCAGCCAGCUUUGUACAGUUUCAUUUCUGAUCUCUCCAGAGCCUGGGCAGAGAAUACCCCUAUCUAGGCUAGUGACCUUCGCCUGAGCCCUGGUUAAUAUUUGUCCAAUCCAAAGGCAGUCAGGCUCUGCCCCCUGUGAGAUAUAAGCUGGCCCAGGGCUGCUGUGCUUCCCACUUGGCCUGAGCCACUCUGAGCUCCCUGCCCACCGGCAUCAUGGCCAAGGGCUUCUACAUUUCCAAGACCCUGGGCAUCUUGGGCAUUGUGCUGGGUGUGGCAGCUGUGUGCACCAUCAUAGCCCUGUCCGUGGUCUAUGCUCAGGAGAAGAACAAGAAUGCAGAGAACUCUGCCACAGCUCCCACGCUCCCUGCCACCACCUCAGCCACUACCUCGGCUACCACCUCGACUACCACCUCGGCUGUCACGUCUACUGCCACCCCAGGCACUACUGUAGAUCAAAGCAAACCUUGGAAUCAGUACCGCCUGCCCAGGACUCUGAUACCCGACUCCUACCGGGUGACUCUGAGACCCUACCUCACCCCCAAUGACCAGGGCUUGUACAUCUUUGAAGGUAACAGUACUGUUCGCUUUACCUGUCAGGAGGCCACAGAUGUCAUCAUCAUCCACAGCAAAAAGCUCAACUACACCCUAAAGGGAAGCCACCUGGUGGAGCUGCGCGCUCUGGGUGGUCCCCAGGCACCUGGCAUCAUCAGCACUGAGCUGGUAGAGCGCACGGAGUACCUGGUGGUACAACUGCAGGGGUCCCUGGUAAAGGACCAGCAGUAUGAGAUGGAAAGCCAGUUCCGGGGGGAGCUGGCCGAUGACCUGGCUGGAUUCUACCGUAGCGAGUAUGUGGAGAAUGGCGUCAAGAAAGUGGUGGCCACAACGCAGAUGCAGGCUGCUGAUGCCCGGAAGUCCUUCCCCUGCUUCGAUGAGCCAGACAUGAAGGCCAUAUUUAACAUCACCCUCAUCCACCCCGCCGGCUUCACAGCUCUGUCUAACAUGCUUCCCAAAGAUUCCAGUCCCCUUCCUGGAGAACCCUCCUGGAGUGUCACGGAGUUCAAUCCCACUCCCAAGAUGUCCACGUACCUGCUGGCCUACAUUGUGAGCGAAUUCAAACACAUAGAAUCGAAAACAUCUGAUGGAGUCCAGAUUCGAAUCUGGGCUCGGCCCAGUGCCAUUGAUGAGGGCCAUGGUGAUUACGCCCUCAAUAAGACAGGUCCCAUCCUAAGCUUCUUUGCCCAACAUUAUAAUACACCCUACCCUCUAGAAAAGUCUGACCAGAUCGCCCUGCCUGACUUCAACGCCGGAGCCAUGGAGAACUGGGGGCUGGUGACCUACCGUGAGAAUGCCCUGCUCUUUGAUCCACAGUCCUCCUCCAUCGGCAACAAGGAGCGGGUGGUCACUGUGAUUGCUCACGAGCUGGCCCAUCAGUGGUUCGGCAACCUGGUGACGGUGGCCUGGUGGAAUGACCUGUGGCUGAACGAAGGCUUUGCCUCCUAUGUGGAAUAUCUGGGUGCUGAUAAUGCAGAGCCCGACUGGAAUCUGCCAGACCUCAUAGUGCAGAAUGAAUUAUAUCGUGUGAUGGCUGUGGAUGCACUCGCCUCCUCCCACCCCUUGUCCAGCCCUGCCGAUGAGGUCAACACGCCGGCCGAGAUCAGUGAGCUGUUCGACAGCAUCAGCUACAGUAAGGGAGCUUCAGUCAUUAGGAUGCUCUCCAGCUUCCUGACCGAGGACCUGUUCAAGACGGGCCUUGCAUCUUAUCUCAAUGCCUUCAAAUACUCGAACACCGUUUAUCUGGACCUGUGGGAGCACCUGCAGAUAGCCGUGGACGACCAGACGGCAAUCCAACUCCCAAAAUCCGUGCGCGACAUCAUGGACCGCUGGACCCUACAGAUGGGCUUUCCCGUUAUCACUGUGAAUACCCAAACAGGAGACAUCUCCCAGGAACACUUCCUUCUUGACCCCGACGCCAUUGUCACCCGCCCCUCACAAUUUAACUACUCCUGGAUCGUGCCCAUUCCGUAUCUCAAAAAUGGACAGUCGCAGGACAGUCUCUACUGGCUGGAAGCCCAGAAAGCCCAGAAUGACAACUUCAAGACCCUCAGUGACCAAGAGUGGGUCUUGCUGAACCUUAAUGUGACAGGCUAUUACCAGGUCAACUACGAUGCAGGCAACUGGGAGAAGAUUCAGAAGCAGCUGCAGAAUGACCUUUCUGUUAUCCCUGUCAUCAAUCGUGCGCAGAUUAUCUAUGACUCCUUCAACCUGGCCAGUGCUCGAAAGGUAUCCAUCAUUCUGGCGCUGAACAACACCCUCUUCCUGGACAAAGAAACGGAGUACAUGCCCUGGGAGGCCGCCCUGAGCAGCCUUAACUACUUCAAGCUCAUGUUCGAUCGCUCCGAGGUCUAUGGCCCCAUGAUGAGUUACCUGAAGAAGCAAGUCCAGCCCCUCUUCAAUCACUUCGAAAUUCAAACCCAAAACUGGACCAUUCGCCCAUCAACACUGAUGGAACAGUACAAUGAAGUUAACGCCAUCAGCACCGCCUGUUCCAGUGGUAUCAGAGAGUGUAAGGAACUGGUUUCUGACCUUUAUACAGAGUGGAUGAGCCACCCUGAUAAUAACCCGAUCCACCCCAACCUUCGCUCUACUGUCUACUGCAACGCCAUUGCCUUCGGCGGUGAGGAGGAGUGGAACUUUGCCUGGGAACAGUUCCGGAAAGCCACUCUGGUAAACGAGGCAGACAAGCUCCGAGCAGCCCUGGCCUGUAGCAAAGAAGUGUGGAUUUUGAACAGGUACCUGAGUUACACUCUGAAUUCCGACUACAUCCGGAGGCAGGACGCCACCUCCACCAUCAUCAGCAUUGCCAGCAAUGUGGCUGGGCAACCUCUGGUUUGGGACUUUGUCCGAAGCAACUGGAAGAAACUCUUUGAGGAUUUCGGAGGAGGUUCGUUCUCCUUUGCCAAUCUCAUCCAGGGGGUGACGCGGCGCUUCUCCUCUGAAUUCGAGCUGCAGCAGCUGGAGCAGUUCAAGGCGGAUAACCUAGAGACGGGCUUUGGCUCGGGCACUCGGGCUCUGGAGCAAGCUCUGGAGAAGACGAAAGCCAACAUUAAGUGGGUGAAGGAGAACAAGGAGGCCGUCCUCGAGUGGUUCACACAGAACAGCCAGUAGACCCUGGUCCUGAGAGCCACUUGGCCCCACGUGACACCGAUGACAAUCUCGGCAGCCUGUGCAGGGUCUCUGUCCUCAGAGCUCCAGACACCGGCAUCCUACCCUCAAGGACCCCGUGAGCCAGCCUAGCUCCUACCUGCCAGGCUUCUCUGGCAGACCCCCAGCCCUUGCCCCUCAUGCCAACUCUGCCCCAGGCCCAGGCCUCUGGGGCUGAUCUCAGGGAAGCCCAGCUCUGAGGCCAGAUUAAGAAGAUUUUACUGGACAAAGGACACCCCGGAUAGAGUCACCCUGCACACUUUACCACUGUUCCCCACAAGACCCAGAACCAAAGAAUCAACAGGACACAAGAUCUAUAUAUAUUUUUAAGAGAAAAUGUAAAUAAAGAAUUUCUAAAAUGA